AUGCGGAGGCUCGCGCUGCUCUCGCCGUCGUUCCGGGACCUCGACGCUGAGCUUCGGGACGCCGCCCAGUACCUCGACUUCCUCCGCGCGCGCUGCCGGCUGGCGGCGCUCCUAUCCGCGUCGAGCGCGUGUCGGAAGGCGUUCCGGAAGGACGAGCGCGGCGUGGUGAACGCGGUGCAGCUGUCCGCGUCCGGGUCCAGGUACGGCGCGCGCGUCGGCGUGGGCUUGGAGGAGACGCGGCUCCCCGUGUCGAUGCUGCUGGCCGUGGCGCAGUCCCGGCGGUGCCGGAAGCAGAUGGUGGCCGCCGGCGCGUGCGGGUGCCUGCAGGGCCCGGUGGGCGCCGAGGUGGAUGGCGCCAAGCGCCAAGUCGAGUGCCUCGGCAAGGGGAAGACGCUGGGCGUGUUCCCGCGGACGUGA
Molecule: messenger RNA, 417 nt
Organism: Miscanthus lutarioriparius
Lineage: Eukaryota; Viridiplantae; Streptophyta; Magnoliopsida; Poales; Poaceae
Source: the annotation of a GenBank genome assembly